Messenger RNA from Acipenser ruthenus (sterlet), 2969 nucleotides. RefSeq names its product cyclic nucleotide gated channel subunit alpha 4 (gene cnga4). Gene Ontology annotation, molecular function: intracellularly cAMP-activated cation channel activity; protein-containing complex binding; intracellularly cGMP-activated cation channel activity. Gene Ontology annotation, cellular component: intracellular cyclic nucleotide activated cation channel complex; plasma membrane. The record is from RefSeq and is a predicted model, not a curated record. The transcript is spliced from 5 exons. Lineage: Eukaryota; Metazoa; Chordata; Actinopteri; Acipenseriformes; Acipenseridae. Gene Ontology annotation, biological process: monoatomic cation transmembrane transport. Bases 141 to 1934 code for a protein of 597 amino acids.
UACAGUGGAUAACUGGCAUGCAAACAGUCACUGUGAUACGUAUUGACUGACACACAGACAGGUUAACUAGUCAGCUGCCAGGUACAAGCUUGUCUUCAGGUCUCUAUCACUGCUGAGGUUCUGCAAGGGUUUGAGGGAGGAUGAAUCAGUGGUCUGGAUUUUUUAGGAGACACCAGGGACAAAUAAAAGAGGAGGUGAAAAAGGAGGCAAGGAUUAAUGGAACAAAGGCUGCAGUGAAAAAAAGUUGGAAGGAAUGGACAGUGGACCCCUCCAGCGAUGUGUAUUUCAAUUGGCUAAAGGUCAUGGUGUUCCCUGUGCUUUAUAACUGGGUCAUUAUCAUCUUCAGGACCUGCUUUAUGGAUAUGGAAUAUAACUACCUGCCUGUGUGGUUAACCCUGGACUACCUGUCUGAUCUGUUAUAUGUGGUCGAUGUCAUCAUUAAGUUUAACACAGGAUUCCUAGAACAUGGCAUCAUGGUUCAGGAGCGUUCCAGGCUGAACAGGCGAUAUCUGCACACCUCAGAGUUCUUCUUUGAUGCACUGUCCCUCCUGCCCACAGACCUCCUGUAUCUGUGGCUAGGGAUCCACUGCCCUAUGGUCCGAAUCAACCGCUUCCUACGCAUACCCCGGCUCUUUGAGGCCUUUGACCGCAUGGAGACCCGUACAUCCUACCCCAACUCCUUUCGGCUCUGCAAGCUGAUGCUCUACACCUUUGUGUUAAUUCACUGGAAUUCCUGUGGAUACUUUGCCCUGUCCCGGACCAUUGGUUUUGGGGUAGACCCAUGGGUGUACCCCAAUAUCACAGACCCCGAUUUUGCUUCAGAACUGCGCCAGUACAUCUACAGCUUCUGGAUCUCCACGCUAGUCUUCACUACAGUAGGUGAUACACCUGUCCCUGAGAGAGAGGAGGAGUAUCUCUUCAUGAUAGCGGACUUGCUAAUUGCAGUGCUGGUCUUUGCCUCCAUUGUGGGGAAUGUGGGGAAUGUAAUCACCAACCUUAACAAUGCAGACAAUGCCUUCUUCCCCAAUCAUGAACUGGUCAAGAGUUACAUGAAGACCCAUCGGGUGAACAAGGAUCUCCAGACACGAGUGAAUGGCUGGUACCAGCACCUGCACAUCAACAAGAAGAUGACCAGGGAGAAUGAGAUCCUUCAGUUAUUGCCAGACAGGCUCCGUGCAGAGGUGGCAGUCAGCGUGCACAUGGGCACACUCAGCAAGGUAACUAUCUUCCAGAACUGCGAGAUGAGCCUCCUGGAGGAGCUGGUGUUGAAGCUGAAGCCCCAAGUUUACAGCCCCAGGGAGUACGUCUGCAAGAAAGGGGACAUUGGCCAUGAGAUGUAUAUCAUCAAGGAGGGAAAACUGGCAGUGGUCGCAGAUGAUGGGGUCACUGAGUUUGCGGUGCUUGGGGAGGGAAACUUCUUCGGAGAGAUCAGCAUUCUUAACAUCAAAGGAAACAAGUCUGGCAACAGACGGACAGCAAAUAUCAGGAGCAUCGGACACUCAGACCUUUUCUGCCUUUCCAAAGAGGACCUGAAGGGGGUCUUGACAGAGUUCCCAGAUGCCAAGCGGAUCCUGGAAGAGAAGGGGCGACAAAUCCUGAUGAAGAUGGGCAUUCUGGAUGAGAGCAUGGUGGGUGUUGAGGAAAAAAAGGAACUGACAGUGAGCCGUUUAAACGAGAUUGAGGGCAAGCUGGACUCUCUGCAGACCAAACUGGCUCGCCUGUUGGCUGAGCUAGAGUCCAACACAUACAAACUGAGGAUCAGACUUGAGCAACUGGAGAAUGAGACCAGUGAGUGGGAACUGCCAAAGGUGGAGCAUGAGAAGGAUGGAGAGGAUGAUGGAGAGGGUGAGGUAAAGGGGGACAGAGUGGAGGGAGAAAGUGGGAAGAAAGUGGGGAAGAAAGAGGAUGAGCCAGGACCUAGCAAGGGGGAGUAGGAGAUCUCUUUCAUUAAACUUUGUGUUUAUGCUGGUUUUGUGUAGAGGUUUUAGAUAAUUAAAUAUUUCAAUAAAUAUGAGCCAAAAUUUUGGUCAUUUUCAAACUCUUCUCCUCUGAAACUUGCUGUACAUGUUUAUGAAUGGUCAAUUUUUAACCCUUGGUGGUCCAUUUUUUCAGCGUGUCUCAGGUGCGUCAGAUCCAAUUUAUUUUCACACGCACAGUUUAUUUUAGACGCGCUGUUUAAAAGUAUUUUUUCAUAGUAAAACCGGUUUAAAAGGCACUGCAUAUCAACAGGACACUCAGUACAGCCCUGCCCCACCCCUUGUUCGCUGUAUUUUUCACAUACCUCUUCAUAGUAGUGCAUACCGAUAAAUCAUCUCCUGAUCACUCGUUUUAUCACCAAACUCCUCAAUAAUGCGAUCCAAGUCAUUAUUCUAUUACUAUAACAUCUCAAAAAGCUCUGCAAAUGUCUGUGAUAUUAUUUGAGUGCUGGAUACAGAAGCAGCUAUCUUGUUUGUUUAUGGCCGUGUUAUCUCUGUGGUGCCGGGGCUAUGUGUAUUGCUCAGAUCCGCCCCUUUUUUUUUUAUUCGGCCUCUCUCGGCCACUAUCGGUCUCACUCGGCCAUUGAAUGGUUUUCUCUGCUUUUUCCAGAGAAAAAACGAGACCUGUGUUUUACGUCUUUUUGAUGAUGUUGGACAGGGUCCGACAUUGGACCGGAAACAGAAAAUUGUAAUGUCGGACCUGGUCCGACAUAAGACUGCAAAGGGUUAAAGAUUUCCAGGGAUCUGGGAUUACUCAUAGUCCCUGAAAGGUUGGGUCUGCCCCCUUUGUUUCUGAAUUGGCUUGGUAGUGUUCAUUUCUAAGAGGAUGUGAAAGAGGUUUCUUCUCUUAACCCUUGGGUCGUGCCCUGUGUAUUACAAAUCUCAUGUUAUUGUUUUGUUUAUAUUAUUUUAUUUUAUUUUAUUUUUUGGUGUACUACAUGACUUGUUCAUUCCGUGUUUAUUUUGUAUUCACACUCUAAAAACCUUGUAACA